AUGCUACCGGAUGAUCUCUAUUCGAAGCUUGCAGAGGGAGCAGAAUCAACGAAAGCAGCUAGCGCAAUGGAAUCUCUCUCGGAAAAAACCCCACUAAAGAUCGGAGACACGGUCUAUAAGUUGGACGUCUCGAAGAUUCCAUACCUCGCGGCUUUCGUCAAAUUUCAACGUCUUUCUCGACCGGGAGAUGAUUUAGAUCUUGUCCAUGGUGAUAUUGCUUUGUUCGAUGUUGCUCUCAAGGGGUUGGAAUCAGGGUAUCGACAAUGCUUCCGGUGUUUGCGAGGAAAUAUCUCGCAGUAUCACACACUCUGUGAGACGUAUGAUUUCCUUCGAGUUGACGUCCUCCGCGGCCAGUCAAUUGAUACUAUUUUUGCCGACUUGAAAGCCUGCAAGACCGAUUACAAGUUUGACUAUCAGCGUCCUCGGGCUGUAAAGGGCGAUAAGACCCAAGCACGAGACGCGGCAUUUCGACUUUUAUUUCUCAUCAUAAGGGGCAAAUUCAGCGACGAGAAGAAAGACCCUGCUAAGGUUUACAAUGCUGUCCUGUUCAUUGUCUCGCACUCAGCUACUUUCAAGCCAGCCACCCGGUUUGUAGUGUGA
This is a messenger RNA of Penicillium chermesinum, 600 nucleotides long. RefSeq lists its product as uncharacterized. The record is from RefSeq and is a predicted model, not a curated record. NCBI's taxonomy places the organism in Eukaryota, Fungi, Ascomycota, Eurotiomycetes, Eurotiales, Aspergillaceae. The coding region runs from base 1 to 600 and encodes 199 amino acids. The transcript has a single exon.